CAACAUGACUGACUAACUAACUAGUAUAUGGCUGAUUUUCAUAAAAAUUGCUUUUAAUUCUUGUCCCUCAAAGAUCUUUCGAAGAAAAAAUGUGUAGUGUUCAUGAAGAAGAUAUCGAGUAUUUCGUAUCUCAGCAGCAAGCAAAGGGAUCUAAAGAAGAACUUGGCGGUAGAAGAACUUGCAUGAAGUGCGCUUUAGGCCCAGCGGUUGUGGUUGUCCGACUAAAUGAUCCCUUAUGCAAGUCCUGUUUUCUGGCGUAUUUCACCCACAAAUUUCGUGCAACGAUCGGGAAAGCACGUGUGAUACGGGCUGGAGAAAAGAUUUUACUGGCAUUUUCUGGAGGUCUGUCAUCGUCUGCAAUGUUGCAUUUAGUUUGUGAAGGUUUGAGUGGAACAGCUCCCAAAAAACUUCGAUUCGAACCGGGACUCGCUUUUGUUGACGAAGGAGAAGUGCUGAAGCAAAGCGUAAUAGAGCAUUCUAGUUAUAUCGAACAGAUUCGAGGCAUAGUCUCAAGAACAGAAUUUCCAUUUCAUCUGGUGAAGCUGGAGGACAUAUUUUCCCGAUCUGCCCAAGAUGAUACAAGUUGUUGCAAGAGGUCUGAAAAAGCUGAAAAAUUGAAAAGCCUGUUUGAUGCAAUACCUUCAAUGACAGAAAAAGAAGACUUGCUGAAGACACUGCGUAACCAACUGUUGCUUGCAGUGGCAAGGAAAGAAGGUUAUUCUAAGGUAAUGGUUGCAGACUGCGCCACCAGACUAUCAGUGAGACUGUUAUCUAAUGUAUCCCAAGGAAGGGGUGGGGAUUUGCCAUAUGACACUGGCUUUAGUGAUGAUCGUCAUGGUGAUGUCAUAUUUGUGAGACCGAUGCGAGAAUUCAUGACUAAGGAAAUAGCUCUGUAUAAUUUCUUUAACAGUGUCCAAACUGUAGUCAUGCCAACGCUGUCCACAAUGAGCCAUUCACAUGUCAGCAUUGACCGUUUAACAGAAGAGUUUGUGAGUGGCCUUCAAGCAGCUCUCCCGUUUACUGUCAGUACAAUUUUUAGAACUGGAGAUAAGUUAUCUGUUAAGGAGUUCACAGAUGAAGUUGCUUCUUGUGCUCUUUGCGCCAUUCCGCUGAGUGUGAACCCAAUUCUUCUCUCUACUUUGACAGAUGGCCUGAGUGCCGUUCAAUUCAAUGCUGACAACAAAACUUCUCCACAGUCUGUGACAGAAUGUUGUGGCAGCUGUGAAAGUGGCUGUUCAAAUUCUUCGACUGAACAGCCAGUAACCGGAGAUAAUAUCCUUGAAACUUUAUGUUAUGGUUGCCGACUAACAUUUAGAAAUACAAAGUUUAAUCCAAGUGAUUUGCCAUCAUUUGUUCUGGAUGCCACAAAGAAAUCUCUUCACAGAGCCCAGAUGAAAGAACAGAUCAAAGAUUUUUUGUUGGAUGACUGAAUUUACUUGAACUAGCAGUGACAAUCAGUUAUUUCACUGGUAUAUUUUUUUGUGUCAUUAUAUAACAAUUUUUUGAAAAACCACUGCAUUUUCUGUUUAUUUCUCAAGUUUGUUAUCUAUUUAUUUAGUGUAAGCACAGUAGCAUGUAUGGAUUAUGAGGAGUGCCUCCUUUUCUGUCAGGAGCCAAGGAGUCUGUCAGAGGAGUCAAACAAACAUGGAAUUGAAUAAAGUGUAAUGUGGUCAUUGAA
Stylophora pistillata is the source of this 1678-nucleotide messenger RNA. Its product is annotated as cytoplasmic tRNA 2-thiolation protein 2-A. Gene Ontology annotation, cellular component: cytosol. The record is from RefSeq and is a predicted model, not a curated record. Gene Ontology annotation, molecular function: tRNA binding; sulfurtransferase activity. Gene Ontology annotation, biological process: tRNA wobble position uridine thiolation. NCBI's taxonomy places the organism in Eukaryota, Metazoa, Cnidaria, Anthozoa, Scleractinia, Pocilloporidae.